AUGCAAUUUUAUGUUCAUCGAUUGCAAGUGAGAUCCAACGCAGGAAUGCUGCAUUAUUUCGGCCGGCUACUACUCCAUCAAUAUGUAGUGGACAUGUAUGUGAAGGUUGAACAUCGACGUUUGGAAUAUCUACGAAAUAACCAGGGAUCGUUAAGAACAGAGCUGUAUUCAGGGCUUACAGAUGCAGCGGUACCUGAUAGCACCAUCUCCACUGAGGAGAUUGGUAAGCAAAUUAUUUUACCCUCAUCACCUACUGGAUCACCAAGAUCAAUGCAGCAGUUAUAUCAGGAUUCAAUGGCAAUGGUUUCUUCAUUGGGUAAACCAAGCUAUUUCAUAACAUUUACCUGCAAUCCAAACUGGCCCGAAAUUGUCAAUGAAUUACGCAACGGUGGUUUGAGCCCAACUGACAACAGACCGGAUCUGUGUGCACGAGUUUUCGACAUGAAGCUCAAGGAGUUGAUUUCUGAUAUUAAGACAAAACCAUACAUCUUUGGUAAUGUCAUUGGCUUUUACUCAUGUCGUUGA
Molecule: messenger RNA, 525 nt
Organism: Mucor velutinosus
Lineage: Eukaryota; Fungi; Mucoromycota; Mucoromycetes; Mucorales; Mucoraceae
Product: Bifunctional purine biosynthesis protein PurH
Exons: 1
Coding region: 1-525 (174 amino acids)
Source: RefSeq, a predicted model, not a curated record